Molecule: messenger RNA, 1314 nt
Organism: Penaeus chinensis
Lineage: Eukaryota; Metazoa; Arthropoda; Malacostraca; Decapoda; Penaeidae
Product: mediator of DNA damage checkpoint protein 1-like
Exons: 1
Coding region: 1-1314 (437 amino acids)
Source: RefSeq, a predicted model, not a curated record
AUGACGCCCAAAUACCUCAAAGGACGCCCAAAUACCUCAAAGGACGGCCAAAUACCUCAUAGCACGCCCAAAUACCUCAAAGGACGCCCAAAUACCGCAAAUGACGCCCAAAUACCUCAAAGGACGCCCAAAUACCUUCGGAGGACGCCCAUAAACCUCAAAGGACGCCCAUAUACCUCAAAGGACGCCCAAAUACCGCAAAGAGCGCCCAAAUACCUCAAUAGACGCCCACAUACCUCAAAGGACGCCCAAAUACCUCAAAGGACGCCCAAAUACUUCAAAGGACGCCCAAUUACCUCAAAGGACGCCCAAAUACCUCAAAGGACGCCCAAAUACCUCAAAGGACGCCCAAAUACCUCAAAGGGCGCCCAAAUACCUCAAAGGACGCCCAAAUACCUUAAAGGACGCCCAAAUACCUCAAUAGACGCCAACAUACCUCAAAGGACGCCCAAAUACUUCAAAGGACGCCCAAAUACCUCAAAGGACGCCCAAAUACCUCAUAGGACGCCCAAAUACUUCAAAGGACACCCAAAUACCUCAAAGGACGCCCAAAUACCUCAAAGGACGCCCAAAUACCUCAAAGGACGCCCAAAUACUUCAAAGGACGCCCAAAUACCUCAAAAGGACGCCCAAAUACCUCAAAGGACGCCCAAAUACCUCAAAGGACGCCCAAAUACCUCAAAGGACGCCCAAAUACCUCAAUGGACGCCCAAAUACCUCAAAGGAUUCCCAUAUAUCUCAAAGAACGCCCAAAUACCUCAAAGGACGCCCAAAUACCUCAAAGGACGCCCAAAUACCUCUAUGGACGCCCAAAUACAUCAAAGGACGCCCAAAUACCUUCGGAGGACGCCCAUAUAUUUCAAAGGACGCCCAAAUACCUCAAAGGACGCCCAAAAAUCUCAAAGCACGCCCACAUACCGCAAAGGACGCCCAAAUACCUCAAAGGACGCCCAAAUACCUCAAAGGACGCCCAAAUACCUCAAAGGGCGCCCAAAUACCUUAAAGGACGCCCAUAUACCUCAAAGGACGCCCAAAUACAUCAAAGGACGCCCAAAUACAUCAAAGGACGCCCAAAUACCUCAAAGGACGCCCAAAUACUUCAAAGGACGCCCAAAUACCUCAAAGGACACCCAAAUACCUCAAAGGACGCCCAAAUACCUCACAGGACGCCCAAAUACCUCGAAGAGUGCCCAAAUACCUCAAAGGACGGCCAAAUACCUCAAAGGGCGCCCAAAUACCUCAAAGGACGCCCAUAUACCUCAAAGGACGCCCAAAUACAUCAAAGGACACCCAAAUACCUCAAAGGACGCCUAA